AUGACAAUCAGUCAAGGAAGAAACAGCUCUACAGUUACCAGGUUCAUCCUCUUGGGAUUCUCUGAAUUUCCAAAGCUCACAGUUGUCCUCUUUUCAAUAUUCCUAGGGAUCUACCUCAUAACAGUGUCCUGGAACCUGGGCCUUAUCAUCCUGAUCAAGAUGAACUCCCAUCUGCACACACCUAUGUAUUUCUUCCUUGAUAAACUUGCCUUCAUAGAUACAUGCUAUGUUUCCUCCACAGCCCCCAAGAUGCUCUCAGACUUCUUUCAUGAGCAGAAGUCCAUCUCCUACAUGGGCUGCACCAUGCAAUACUUUUUCUUCUCUGGCUUUGCUCUGACCGAGUGCUGUCUCCUGGCGGCCAUGGCUUAUGACCGAUACGCUGCCAUUUGUAGUCCUCUGCUCUACACAACCAUCAUGUCCCCCACCCUCUGUCUGCAGAUGAUGGUAGGAUCUUCCAUAACUGGAUUCUGUGGCUCAUUUAUCCAACUGUUUGGCUUACUUCAGCUCCAUUUCUGUGGGCCCAAUGUCAUCAACCAUUUCUUCUGUGAUUUGCCCCAAUUGCUGAUCCUAUCUUGCUCUGACACCUUUUUCUUACAAGUUAUAACGUCUGUGCUCACAGUCAUCUUUGGACUGACCUCUCUCCUGGUCAUCAUGAUAUCCUAUGGUUAUAUUGUUGCCAGCAUUAUGAAGAUCACUUCAGCCGAAGGCAGGUCCAAGGCUUUCAACACCUGUGCUUCUCACAUAACAGCAGUGACCCUCUUCUUUGGCUCGGGCACCUUUGUCUAUUUAUGCCCCAGCUCUGAUGAUUCUCUUAGCCAAAACAAGCUGGCUUCUGUUGUAUACACUGUGAUGAUUCCCAUGUUAAAUCCAGUGAUCUACAGUCUGAGAAACAAAGAAAUCAAAGAUGCCCUAAGCAGAUGGAAGAGGACAAUUUUCUCCUGA
Molecule: messenger RNA, 942 nt
Organism: Orycteropus afer afer
Lineage: Eukaryota; Metazoa; Chordata; Mammalia; Tubulidentata; Orycteropodidae
Product: olfactory receptor 1440-like
Exons: 1
Coding region: 1-942 (313 amino acids)
Biological process (GO): G protein-coupled receptor signaling pathway; sensory perception of smell
Cellular component (GO): membrane
Molecular function (GO): G protein-coupled receptor activity; odorant binding; olfactory receptor activity
Source: RefSeq, a predicted model, not a curated record